Macrobrachium nipponense is the source of this 5137-nucleotide messenger RNA. Its product is annotated as BSD domain-containing protein 1-like. The transcript has 9 exons. The record is from RefSeq and is a predicted model, not a curated record. The coding region runs from base 1 to 1152 and encodes 383 amino acids. NCBI's taxonomy places the organism in Eukaryota, Metazoa, Arthropoda, Malacostraca, Decapoda, Palaemonidae. Gene Ontology annotation, cellular component: cytoplasm.
AUGGACCUAAGGAGUUGUUUCUAUAAUGAUUUUUUUCUUGCAUGCAGCUGUUAUCAGGACAGCACUAUUGCUUUGUUUUAUGGAGGCAGAGGUGAAGGAAGCUGGUGGGGCUGGUUCCAGAGUGCUAGAGACAAGGUGGUGUCUCAGUCCUCUGAAGUUCUUGAGUUUGUCAAGAAAGAUAUUGAUGAGUUCACUAAAGUUGUUACUGAAGAAGCAUCAUCUGUUGUCUCAUCAACAGCCAGUACACUUAAGGAAAAGCUACGAUUGGAUGAUGAUGAAAGUACAGCUAAUAACAUGAAAAAGAGUGUUAGUGGGUUUUUGAAUCAUGUAGCUGAAGUUUUUACUACACCACCUGACGAUGCAGAUCAAGAAGCAAUUGUUAUACGUAAUCAGCAACCGAUUAUUCUCAACAGACUUCAGGCUGCCAUUUAUGCCAUAUCACAAGAUGCAGCUACAUUCCUCACUGAUCCCGAAGGAGAAGAAAAGGAGUAUGAAGAAUGGCUUGGAACGUUUGAUUUAGAGUCACAUCAAACAGAGCUAUCAGAUCUCCUCGUAAACAAUCAACCUCUUAGACAUAAUUAUACUGCAUUAGUUCCUGCGCAGGUAUCACAUGUUGUUUUCUGGCAUCGUUAUUUUUAUAAAGUCAAAGAGUUGGAGAAAGCUGAUGCACGAAGACAAGAGCUUAAGCAAAGAGCAGAGAAGUCAGCAGACCCAGAGCUUGUUUGGGAUGAAGAUGAGGAGUUUGGUGGCGAUGUAGAAAUCACCGAGGAGAUGCAGGCACAAUUGCUAGAGGAUUACCAAAGGGAAUGUGAACAGCAGGGGAAAUCCAAUUUGGACAAUGAUGACAAAAAGCUAGAUUCAGUUGAUAAAGAUGAAACAAGUUCAAAAGACAGUGAAGUCAAAGACUCUUCAAAUGAAGAGUCAAGUUCUGGUCCUGAGAAAUUAUUGGAAGUGCUUAAUGUGGAUUUGAAUAAAACUUCAGAAGUAACAAGUAAACCUUCUCCAUCAUCAACAGAGAGCAAUGAAGAUGAAUGGGAAAAAGUUGAUGCCACAGAAGCAGCAGCAUCUCAAUCCUCUACUUCUACAUCUACAGAUAAGCCCAAGACUGAAAAGGCAGAUGGAAAGGGUGAAGAUUGGGAAAGUUGGGAUUGAAACCUUUUGAGAAGCUAGAUUUGGUCAAUGCCCUUGGUUAAUGGAAUGAAAAUCUUGCAGCAAGAGAAGUCAUGAGUAGUUGCUUGUUUCCUCUGUUUUGUUUUUAAGUGGCUUUUACAACUAAGUCAUGACUUGGGGGAAAAGAACUUAGAUAAGCAAUGCAUUUUGUACAGUGUCUGAGAUAAGUAGGCCAUUUGAAGACCGGUUUUACCAUGAUUGUACUGGUAAAAUAUAUGCUGCUUCUGUCAUUAUUUAUUGCAUUUAUGAAAAUGCAAUAAAUUUUAUAAUAAAAUGCAGCAAAUAGCUAUAAUUAUAAAGUCAUCCAAGCUUUGUCAUUAACAUUUAUAUUUACAUUUUUUUUAGUUAUUAUAUUUACAAGCUUGGUAAUGUUUCAUAAUACCAGUUUUGUUUAUUGGUUUUCAAGGAAUUAUUGUUAAGUGUGAUAUAUGUUUUAGUAUUUUAUUGAUUUCUGAAUUAUAAAAACAUAACAAAUCUAUAUUGUGUAUAAACUUGUAAUGAGAUUAUAUUGGCAAAAACUUUCAGCAUUCCUUUUGUUACAGAAGUAACUGGAAUCAGGUAUUCAAAUCCAGUUCCAGCUUUAUAAUAUACAGUGGUCAUCUUUUUUUUCUUUUCAAGUUGCAAAAAGUAAAUAAGGUUAAUCUUUUAGUGCACUGCUCAUUGCCAUCAUUUAUGCAAAUGAUAUGUUAAUUUUGUAAUACAAAUCCACUUGUAAGAAAAAAUUGUGACCUAUAUGCUAUAUUGUUGUUGCAACCACUGAGUGUGUUAUUUAUGAUAGAUCCUAUUUAUUUUUUAAGAGUUCUAUAGCAAGAAGUUAGGUUUUUAACUUUUAUAUCUUUACAGCAAGUACAAAUCAUAGUUUUAAAUAUGCCACUACUUGCUGAUGAAAGUUGGUAAAGAACAUGUAGUUGAUGAAUUGCAAUGCAAAGCUAACCAUGUAGAUAACAACAGAAGUGGAUACUUGCAAAUAAGAAGCACUGCCAGUGAGGAGCCAGCGUACUGCUUUUCCUGUUAUACAAUUUCAUAUAAUAAGUACUGUAAUGGUUUAUUUCAUUACAAUAAUGCAUAACAUAGUUUUCUUAACUUUUGACAGCCAGCUGUAUAUAUAAUUUGUAUUUUCUUGAAGUGUUUGAUGUACGUAUCGUGCAUUUCAUACUUUCUAUUAAACUGCAUGACUAUUGCUGUGGUGUUGGCAGCUUUGAGGUGAGAGCAUAAAGCAAAGUAUGUUUAAAUGAAUUGGUUUCAUGUACAAAUAGCCAUGUUUUUUAAUUAUGUUGCUGUUGAUUAGCUGAAUUUAAUAUAUUUUUUCUUGUACUUGGAGCAACAGAAUGGACCAUAAUCUAAAAGUUUUUUCAAGGAAGAAAGAAGUCACAUAAGACUGGAUACGUAUUCAAUGUCCUUUUCUCAAAAACUGUCAUUUGAGGCCGUUCCCAUGACUUUAGCUGUAGUAUAAACCCUUGUACCCAGUUUUAAUCAAGCGCUCUCUUGUUUCAUAGUGCAAUAAUUUCCUAGUUAGUUUCCUGUCACAGUCAAUUACUUUACCAAACAAAAAAGGGGGAGUAUUAAAUUGACCUUGCUGGAUGGAAGUCUUUUCUUGCAUCAUUUAGGUCUGGUAUUAGUUAAAUUUAUUGCAAACUUUGCAGUUUUAAUUUUAGCUAUAUCACAUUUUCAAAUAAUUUUCUGGUCACACAAGAGAUAAUUCAAACAAAAGCAGCAAGUUUACAGCAUGUUUCACUGAAAAGACCAAUUGUAUGUUAUGUAUAAAUGAUCAUUGGUAGGUUAUAAAUUUAGCAUUUUUCAUAUUUUACAGCUUAAAAACAAAUUUUCCCUCUUGAUUUCUCAUCUCUCAGUUCAAGUUUGACUUGAUCUAGGUAGAAAGUUUGCUCUGUUUGGAUGUGUCCACAUUGUAGUAAAAUACUUUGCAAACACACUGGCUAUUUAGGCAUGCAUAUCAUGGACAGGUGGAAAACAAUUAUCCAAUGCUGGAUAAUUGUAUGAACCACUGUUUAGGACUAUAAAUUUAACAUGCAUUCAACCUGGUUGUGAUGUGUGAGCAAUAAUUUUGUGAAUUGUGUGUUUAUUUAUGUUUAGUCUGGACUCUCCUUUGUGCAGCAAAAGUUGUCAAUUUUGGAAUUGUAUACUGCAGGGGUCAGCAGAUAAAAUUGAUUUUAACAGCGAGGUUGCCAAUAUUUACAGCAUCAGUUUCCAGUUUCAGCAGCAAAAUAUCUUGGCAGCAAAAUUUGGCUGAAGAACUGUGUGCUCCUUAUGUGCAAGGUUAUCACUACUUUCCUCUUUCCUACAGUGUCAGCCCAAGGCAUACAUAAAACUGAGGUUUGUAUAUUUUAAUAAGAAAAAGAAUUUGUUUAAAUAUUCAUAUAUUAUGGGAGCUAAAGUAUGCAGUUUUGUUAUGCAUAUCAGGUUCAGCUCCACCUUUGUCUGAAAAGAGAAGCCUCUUCUUGACUAAUUCAAACAGAUAAUGGCAAAUAUAUAUUUUACAGAAUUAUUUAACUUCUUUAUGACCUAGUAAAUGUACUAGUACUAGAGUUUACAAUUGACUGCCCCAGAACAGAUUGGAUGGAAGUAAAUGUAACUUUUUUUAUAUGUAUUACAGGAUGUGUGCUAGUGAUAUAUACUGGAGAGUUAAACCUUGCCAUGGAAGUCAGUUUGUUGCAGAACUUUUGCCUAAACUUUUGCUUAUUAGUAUAAAGUAAUAUAGUAACCAAUACUACAGUAUAAUGAAAUGCUGUAAUUAUAGUGUGUGAAUAAGCUUGUGCUGAUGCUUUACUCUGGACAAGUUUUUAUGAAAUUUUGCCAUUAUCUGCUAUGGAAAUAUUUUAUGGUUGUUGCAUACAUAUACUAGAGGUAAAGUUUGGGUGUACAAAUCUUUUUCCAUGCCACUGAAAAGAUUGUGCUGGGACGUGUUACCUGUGAAGUUUUAUUCUAAUAUAAUAUAUUAUAUACUUUUUUGUUUUGAGUAUGUCUUUUCUAUGAUGAAAUUCACAUAUAUUUCUUUCAAUAUAUAUUGAAUACUUCGAGAACUUGCCUUUUUCUGCACAUGGUUCUAUCCUUGAUUCAACAUUUAGAGCAUGACUACGGUAGUGAAUGCCAUUUUUUUUUUUUAUCUGUGAGGUUGUCCCCUCUUAUGGGAAACUGCUUAUUGGAAAAAAUUAUAUUACCAUGGUAUUUUGUAUGUAACCAUAGAAAAUUCCCCUGUAAAAGUAUGAAGGUUAAUCUUAAUUAUUGUUAUUUUGUGUUUCAAAUCAUAAAAUCUGAGGGAAAAAAUGCUUAUGAGCUGAAGUUUAAAUUCUAAGGCAAUUUGCUCAUUAUAUGGUGCAUUGUUGGUUUUAUACUUAGUGUAAGCAUGGGGUUUAUUAUCCACAGUACUAUUUAUUAUCAUAAAAGUGUUGUUUAAGUUUGCUUAAUUUGUCGAUACACUCACCCAGUAUUAGUUAGAAAUGGUUCCUCAUACAGGUGUUAAUUCAUUCUGCAAGUUCAAUUUAAAGGGUUCAGAUAUACAAGAUUGUUCUAACCUCAUUCAUAGUAAAAAUAGUGAGUUUUGGGAUGGAUAGUGUUUAGUGUAGAUCAUUGCUAUUAUCCUCUAAUGGUUUUGUAGUCAUCUCACAUUUAUGUUAAUAGUAAUAUUGUUUCCAAACCAUAUCCAUUUUUUUUUAACUUUUCAAUUAUUUAUCACUAGAAUAUUUUGCCUUAUGAACCUAAGUUAUUCUAAUGGACUACUGUACAUCAUGACUGACUGUUAUGUGCACUUUGUCUUUAUUUGCAUGAAGCUUAUGUUUAUGAUAAUACUUUUCAAUAUGUUUCAUUAUUUUGUUGACUAAACAAAUUAACAUAUUUCUGAGUUUGAUAGUUUCAUUAUGACUACAGUAUUCAGUUUGUCCAGUAAAUUGGAAGCACAGUAUUAGCUGGUUUAGGCAAAUGAAAAAUACAAAUAAAUAUAAAUUCAAUUUUA